Helianthus annuus (common sunflower) is the source of this 2205-nucleotide messenger RNA. RefSeq names its product phosphoinositide phospholipase C 2. The transcript is spliced from 9 exons. Gene Ontology annotation, biological process: phosphatidylinositol-mediated signaling; lipid metabolic process. The record is from RefSeq and is a predicted model, not a curated record. Gene Ontology annotation, molecular function: phosphatidylinositol-4,5-bisphosphate phospholipase C activity. NCBI's taxonomy places the organism in Eukaryota, Viridiplantae, Streptophyta, Magnoliopsida, Asterales, Asteraceae. Bases 222 to 2015 code for a protein of 597 amino acids.
CAACCACAACCAACUCUCUCUCCAUCUUCAUCUCUGUGUGAAAUAAAUCAAUGCGUGUUCAGUACACACACAACACAUGUGCUCCCAGUAAUCCCCAACUCUCUCUCUCUCUACAUUAUAUAUACACACAUCCUAUACAUACAUUGCGUACAAUAUCCCCGUUGACUUUGCAGAACCACUAAGCAAUUGAACAGAUCUGGUGAACACAAGUCAAACGAACAAUGGGGAGUUACAGAGUAUGUUGCUGCUUCACCAGAAGAUUUAAGGUGACGGAAGCCGAUCCGCCGUUAGAUGUUAAAACGGCGUUUAACGACUACACUGACGGUGCGAUUCACAUGACCGCAGAUCAACUGUUAAAGUUUAUUCACGAGUGUCAAAACGGUAACGUUAACGUUAACGGUAACGGAGUUGCAGUCACGAAAACGGAGGCUGAGCGUAUUGUGGAGCAGGUUCUGCAUAAACGGCAUCCGAUUACGUCGUUAAUUAACAGGAAGACGCUUACGUUAGAGGAUUUUCAUCAUUAUUUGUUUAGUUUUGAAUUUAAUCCUCCAAUUGGAUCUCAGGUUCACCAAGAUAUGAAUCUCCCGUUAACGCAUUAUUUCAUUUACACCGGUCACAAUUCAUACUUGACUGGAAACCAGCUAAGUAGCCCUUGCAGUGAGGUCCCGAUCAUCAAAGCUUUAAAACGAGGCGUAAGAGUAAUAGAACUUGAUUUGUGGCCAAAUUCGUCUAAAGAUAGCGUGCAUGUUCUUCAUGGAAGGACCCUCACAACACCUGUGGAACUCGUAAAGUGUUUGAAAUCAAUCAAAGAGCAUGCUUUCGUAGCUUCUGAUUAUCCAGUCGUUAUCACACUCGAAGACCACCUUACACCUGAUCUUCAAGAGAAGGUGGCUCAGAUGGUGCAUGACACGUUUGGGGAGCUGCUAUACAUCCCUGAAUCAAGUGAUCUAAAAGAAUUACCAUCACCCGAAACGUUAAAGGGUCGGAUUCUAAUUUCAACAAAACCUCCAAAAGAGUACCUUGAAGCCGAAGAGGACAAGAGUACGAAAUCACAAAGGGUUAAAGAUUAUUCUGAUGAUGAUGUUUGGGGCGAAGAGCCCUCCGAGGCCACACCUUACAAAGACAAAAACAAUAAGUAUGAAAGCGAUGAAAGUGAUCAUGAUAAUGAAGAUUCAGAACACUACAUAAAGAAAGCCGAUUCGUGUCCAGCUUACAAGAAUUUGAUUGCUAUUCAUGCUGGCAAACCGAAAGGUGGUUUAGAGGAAGCACUUAAAGUUGAAAAAGAUAAAGUUAGACGCCUAAGUUUGGCCGAACAGGAAUUGGAAAAGGCUGCAGAACGCCAUCAACAGCUAAUAAUCAGGUUUACGCAACAGAAUAUUCUUAGGAUAUAUCCUAAAGGCACUCGUGUUACGUCCUCUAAUUACAAGCCACUGAUCGGUUGGCUACAUGGAGCUCAAAUGAUCGCGUUUAACAUGCAGGGAUAUGGUAGAUCGCUCUGGUUGAUGCAUGGAAUGUUUCGAGCCAAUGGAGGCUGUGGUUAUGUGAGAAAACCAGAUUUUCUGAUGCAACAUGGGCCCAAUAAUGAGGUGUUUGAUCCCAAAGCAAAGCUUCCAGUGAAGAAAAUUUUGAAGGUGAAAGUUUAUAUGGGAGAUGGAUGGCAUCUGGAUUUCAAGCAAACUCAUUUUGAUGCAUACUCCCCACCAGACUUCUACACAAGAGUGGGUAUAGCGGGAGCAGCGGCUGAUGAAAUAAUGAGAAAGACAAGAGCAAUAGAGGACUCGUGGACGCCUGUAUGGAACGAAGAGUUUACGUUUGAAUUAACGCUUCCUGAAAUCGCUUUACUUAGAAUUGAAGUACAUGAAUAUGACAUGUCUGAAAAAGAUGACUUUGCUGGUCAAACCUGUCUUCCUGUUUCCGAACUGAGGCCUGGAAUCCGCGCAGUUCCUUUGUGUGACCGCAAAGGGUAUCCCUACCCUUCCGCAAGACUUCUCAUGAAGUUCGAGUUUUUGCCUUAGAUAUCCAAGUUUACCCCGGACAUUGUCUUAAUCUUUUGAGUUUUGUAAUACAAUCGUUGUAUAUAUUAUCGUUCUUUAUCGCUGACUAAUAAGAGUAUAAGACCAUCCAAGCAUUCGUUGCUCGAUGUAUUGAACCAUUUUCGACUUUGUUGCGUUUAUGAGUUUGAUUAUUGGAUCAUGUUUUUUUUUU